AAUUUAUUAACGGUUAUAUCUCAAAAAGACUCAAAAAUGAAUUACUAUAUAGAAAGCCAAUUAUAAAAGAUGAGCUAACUACUAGAAUCAAAGCAAUCUGAGAUCAAUAAAUUGAAGGCAUAAGUCGAGAAAUAUUAAAACUAUGAUUAGUAAGAAAUGCUAUUUAUUUCAGAUAAUUGGAAGAACUAAACUAAUACAUCAUGUAGUUAAAUUACCAAUUUGAAUAACAAGAAUAGACUCACAAGGAUUAGAUUUAUGUUAUGUAGAGGGAGUUGGCAUUUGCCUAAGACGAAAUCAAAAAUUUGCAAGUAUUCAUAUUCAUGUUUUUAUUAGAGAACAAGAGGUUAAACUGAAUAACAAUAAAUAGCUUCACUUCUAAAGGAAUUAUCAGAAAUUAAACAAGAGAACAAUCAACUCAAGGUAGAAUUGUCGAGGUAAUAACUGAAACCAAGGACGAAUUCUAUUCAAGAGAACAGUUUUCAAGAAGUUAAAGUAAACUUGUAGAAUUCAUAAAUAGAGACUGUCUCCUCACUUGAGAGUGCAUAAUUGCAGCUUUACAAGUCCCUCCUAGAAUCUGGUAAAAGAGAGAAGAGUUCCUUCACUUCCUGAUGUUAACUCAAAUAGAUUAUCUAUCAACAAGACUUCGUUUCACAAUUUGUCAUAAAAUCAAUCAUAUUCCAAGAAACCUCCGCUUCAAUAGAUACACAAUAUCAGUCCUAAUAAGCAAGUGCUAAUUGUUCGUCAAUGAUUUAAUACAGAUAUAUAUAUAUGGG
Messenger RNA from Paramecium octaurelia, 773 nucleotides. The record is from the annotation of a GenBank genome assembly. NCBI's taxonomy places the organism in Eukaryota, Ciliophora, Oligohymenophorea, Peniculida, Parameciidae.